UGAGGUACGGGAACCCGGAAGGGCUGGGACAUAGCUCCGCCUUCGGCGCGACUACCCGACGGGAGGGCUGGGGUAGUAGCUUGUAGAUGGACUGGGUAGUCGGCCAGUGAGCAGCAUGGAGGCGCCCUGGGGGAUCGUGGACGCUGAGCCCGGCUGGUUUGUCUCUGCCAGGCAGCCCGAAGAGGCGGAGGCGGAAGAGUUGAGCCCGUUGCUUAGCAACGAACUUCACAGACAGGGAUCCCCAGGUGUUUCAUUUGGUUUCUCAGUGUUUAAUUUGAUGAAUGCCAUCAUAGGAAGUGGUAUCCUUGGCUUAGCUUAUGUUAUGGCUCAUACUGGUAUCCUUGGAUUUAGUUUCUUGCUGCUGAUAGUCGCUCUCCUGGCUUCUUACUCAGUUCAUCUCCUGCUUAGUUUGUGUAUUCAGACAGCUGUGACAUCUUAUGAAGAUCUUGGACUCUUUGCAUUUGGAUUACCUGGAAAGAUGGUGGUAGCAGGCACCAUAAUAAUUCAGAAUAUUGGAGCUAUGUCAUCUUAUCUUUUAAUUAUUAAAACAGAGCUUCCUGCUGCUAUUUCAGAAUUUUUGUCUGGAGACCAUAGUGGGUCUUGGUAUCUUGAUGGAGAAACACUGCUAAUAAUCAUCUGUGUUGCCAUUGUGUUCCCUCUUGCACUUCUUCCUAAAAUAGGCUUUCUUGGCUACACAAGUAGUUUAUCAUUUUUCUUUAUGGUGUUCUUUGCUCUUGUGAUAAUAAUCAAAAAAUGGUCCAUCCCUUGUCCUCUGACAUUAAAUUCUGUAGAGCAAUACUUCCAGAUUUCAAAUGCUACAGAUGCUUGUAAACCAAAGCUCUUUCAUUUCUCCAAAGAGAGUGCUUAUGCCAUACCAACCAUGGCUUUUUCAUUUCUCUGCCACACCUCAAUAUUGCCCAUAUACUGUGAACUUCAAAGACCGUCUAAGAAAAGGAUGCAGAAUGUAACCAAUACAGCAAUUGCUUUAAGUUUUCUCAUUUAUUUUAUAUCUGCACUCUUUGGGUACCUCACUUUUUAUGACAGUGUGGCGUCAGAAUUACUACAAGGUUAUAGUAAAUACUUGCCACAUGAUGUUGUCGUCAUGACUGUGAAGUUAUGCAUACUAUUUGCUGUGCUUUUGACAGUCCCUCUAAUCCACUUCCCUGCAAGGAAAGCUUUAAUGAUGAUGUUUUUCUCCAAUUUUCCAUUCUCAUGGAUUCGCCAUUCUUUGAUCACUAUAGCUCUCAAUAUUAUCAUUGUUUUACUUGCGAUAUAUGUUCCUGACAUUAGGAAUGUACUUGGUGUAGUUGGUUCCAGUACAUCAACAUGUUUGAUUUUUGUGUUCCCGGGACUGUUUUAUCUUAAACUGAGCAGAGAGGAUUUUCUCUCAUGGAAAAAGUUGGGGGCGUUUGUUUUGCUCAUCUUUGGUAUUUUGGUUGGUAAUUUUAGUUUAGCACUCAUUAUUUUUAAUUGGAUUAAUAAGUGAAAGAAAUCUUUUCCCACGUCUUUUGCUGAAUGAUUUACCUCCAAAUGCAAAAAGGAAUUAUUCUGGAAGGCACCUUGGAUGAUCCUCUUUAUAUGGCCUAACAUUUUUGCAAACAUUGACAGAAAAGCAGAACAAAACAGGAGUCGGUAGGGGAAAGUAGACAUAGCAGUUUUAAUCAAAAUAAGAAACUCAGAAUGCUCUUAAAUAUGUUGAGCAUCUUUUGUUUGUGGUUUUUUUUUAAUUAACGGACUUUAUUUUUUAGGGUAGUUUUAACGUUUACAGAAAUAAUUGAACAGAAUGUACAGAGAGUUCUCAUAUAUUCCCUCACUCCAGCACACCCAUAGUGUCCCACAUUACUAACAUCUUGCAUUAGUGAAGUACAUUUGUUAUACUUGAUGAGCCAACUUUGAUACAUUACUAUUAACUGAAGUACAUAGUUUACAGUAGGGUUCACUUUUGAUGCAACCACUGAUCUUUUUACUGUCUCCAUAAACACCAUGAGCAUUCCCCAUGAGCCUUUUCUAAAAUGUCAUUUGGUGGAAUCAUAUAGUAUCUAACCUUUCGGGCUGGCUUCUUUCACUUAGCAAUGUGUGUUUAAGUUUCCUCCGUGUCUUUUCAUAGCUUGAUAGCUCUUUUUUUUUAAUCACUGACAAUAUUCCAUUGUAUGGAUGUACCACAGUUUGUUUCACUGACAGUAUUCCAUUGUAUGGAUGUACCACAGUUUGUUUUUCCAUUCACCUGUUGAAUGGCCUCUUGUUUGCUUCCAAAUUUUGGCAUUUGUGAAUAAAGCUGCUACAAACAUUUGUAUGCAGGCUUUUGUGUGGACAGAAAUUUUCAGCUUAUUUGGGUUAAUACCAAAGACUAUUUUUUAGCAAUUGCUGCAUGGUAUGGUAGAAUAUUUAGUCUUAUAAGAAACUGCCCAACUGCCUUCCAAAGUGGCUGUAACAUUUUGCAGUCCUGCCAGCAAUGUGUGAGAGUUCCUGUUGUUCCACAUCCUUGCCGACAUUGGGUGUGGUCAGUGUUUGGGAUUUUCACCAUUCUAAUGGGUGUGCAGUUGUAUCUCAUUGUUGUUUUAAUUUGUAUUUCCCUAUUGACAUAUGAUGUUGAGCAUCUUUUUACAUGUUUAUUUGCCAUCUGUAUAUUUCCUUUGGUGAGGUUCAGAUUUUUAAAAUUGGGCUGUUUUUACAUUGUUGAGUUUUAAGCAUUCUUUGUAUAUUUUAGACACCAGUCCUUUAUCAGAUAUGUGUUUCACAAAGAUUUUCUCCCAGUCUGUGAGUUGCCUUUUCAUUCUCUUAACAACAUCUUUCACAGAGAAGUUUUUAAUGUUAUUAAAUAUAUUGAGACAAUUUUUUGUUUUUAAAGAAAUCAGUAUAUUGUUUAUAUACAAAAUUGAAUUUUAGUUCGUAGGUUAAUGUCAACAUCCGUCACCAAUAACAAAACUGUUGGAUUAUUUCACUUGGUAUUUUGCCCUGACUCCAAAUCCUAAGAAACUUUUGUGAUUUUCCUCUGUCGUGCAGUAUGAGAUAGAGCUGUGAUGACUGGCUGUGGAUUUGAAAGUUCUCUGAGCUUUCUCAUUUGUCACUAAAACAUGUGACUUUCUACUUGGCGAACAGAGACAAAUAUUGAUGAUUUAUAUCAUACUUUGUUUGGAGGUUAUAGAUCGUUCCAGUCUUCGCAUUGAUGUGGCUUAUUCCUGGUUGGAAACCAGGAGCUAGGUGCCUCCCUCCCCUACUGCCCCAGGGAGUAUUCUUGUAAAGGGCACCUUGUUAGCAGCCUACCAAAGCCAGGGUGUAUCAGUAAAAAUGUAAUCCUACCCCUGCACACAUGUAAAGUAGAGAAUUACAUGCAAAGUGCCAAUUUGCAUGUAUGGAAAUGCACACUUUUGCUGGUGCCCCCUUGCUUCCCCCUUAGGAAAUGGGCUGAAAAAUUGACAAAUGAGUUAAGUUUCCUCUUUGGCAACUUGAGAUCAGCAUAGUGUAAUGGAAAAGGUCCAGGUUUGGGGGUUAGAAAGACUUAGAUGAAAAUCUCAGUGAAUUUAGGCAAACCACUUAACCUCUCUAAACCUCUACUUUCACAUAGGUAUUAAAUGGAGUUAAUACCAAUUAUACAGGGUUGUGUUGAGAGGAUUAAAUGACCUUGCAUAAAUUAGGUGCAGACCAAAAUAGGCGCUCUUAAUAAAUUAGAUGUUUAUCUCCUUUUUU
Messenger RNA from Lagenorhynchus albirostris (white-beaked dolphin), 3687 nucleotides. It is a transcript of the gene SLC38A6, whose product is annotated as solute carrier family 38 member 6. Gene Ontology annotation, biological process: amino acid transmembrane transport; L-glutamine transport. Gene Ontology annotation, molecular function: L-glutamine transmembrane transporter activity. NCBI's taxonomy places the organism in Eukaryota, Metazoa, Chordata, Mammalia, Artiodactyla, Delphinidae. The transcript has 16 exons. The record is from RefSeq and is a predicted model, not a curated record. The coding region runs from base 116 to 1486 and encodes 456 amino acids.